This is a messenger RNA of Terrapene triunguis (Three-toed box turtle), 253 nucleotides long. Its product is annotated as zinc finger protein 436-like. NCBI's taxonomy places the organism in Eukaryota, Metazoa, Chordata, Testudines, Emydidae. The transcript is spliced from 3 exons. Gene Ontology annotation, biological process: regulation of DNA-templated transcription. The annotation marks the transcript as partial. The record is from RefSeq and is a predicted model, not a curated record.
CCCCGGGGCUCCCCGGACAAGCCGCUGCCGGAGCCCCGCGAGCGGCAGGACGUGGAUCGGCCUGCCCUGGGCGAGGAGGGGAGCGGCCCGGCACUGGAGCUGGUGGUCGCUGCGGCUGGCUACCAGGCGCCGGUGGGGUUCGAGGAGGUGGCCGUGUAUUUCUCCCGGGAGGAGUGGGGGCUCCUGGACGAAGGGCAGAGGCAGCUCUACAGGGACGUCAUGCAGGAGAAUUACCAGACUCUGAUCUCGCUGG